AUGUCUGAUAUCUGGCUCAUCUCUUUUGUGCUUAUACUAGCUCUCGUUGGCCUGAUGCGAUGGGGCAGGACCAAAUUGCCCUUUCCUCCAGGUCCACGCGGAUAUCCAAUCAUCGGCAACUUAUUGGAUAUGCCCUCUGAACUCCAGUGGGAGAAGUAUUCUGAAUGGUCUAAGAAAUAUGGCUCUGAUAUCAUCUAUCUCAAUGUUUUGGGGAACUCAAUUGUCGUGCUCAACUCCUACAAAGCCGUAAACGACCUCCUCUCGGUGCGCUCGUCGCUUUACUCGGAUAGCACCAUGUUAAACGAACUUCUAGGUUGGGGGCGGAUGAUGAGCUUCAUGCCCUACGGUGAAAAAUGGCGCACACACCGUCGUGCAUUUUGGCAAGAAUUCAAUCCAAAAAAUGCACCUGAUCAUCAACCAACGCAACUCCGGUACUCUCGAGAUCUUCUUCGACGACUACUGAAGGAACCCCAGAGGUUUCUUCAUCACAUCGACCAUACUCUGUCGGCGAGCAUCAUUGCUCUUGUUUAUGGCUUAGAUGUCAAGCCUGAACAUGAUCCCAAUGUCGAACGUGCCGAAAAAGCACUUGUACAAUUGCAAGAAGCUAGCAUCUCAGGAAGUUUCGUGGUUGAUCUCCUUCCAUUCCUGAAGUAUAUUCCAAGCUGGAUGCCGGGGGGCGGCUUCAAGGCCUACGCAGAGAGGGUGCGGCCCGAUACCAUCGCUAUGCGAGAGAUGCCAUAUGAAGAAGGUUGCGGCCUCUUGCGCGAAGGUAAGGGGAACUCUUGUGUUAUAUCACGCAGUUUGGCCCGGGGCGGAUACAGUAUCGAUAGUCACCCCGAUCGAGAGCUUAUCAAAAAUGUGGCAUGGAUAGCUUAUGCGGGUGGUGCCGAAACGUCUCGUUCAGUAGUCUCUACAUUCGUCGCAGCGAUGCUCCUUUAUCCAGAAGUGCAAAGGAAAGGUCAAAAUGAGCUAGACAGCUAUCUUGGUUCACGACUCCCUGUGUUUGAAGACCUUCCACAUUUACCAUAUGUCCAUGCUAUCAUGUUGGAAGCCCUGAGGUGGCAGUCUGUGGGGCCUUUAGGUGUAGCGCACCGACUUACAAUGGACGAUGAGUACAAGGGAUAUUUCAUUCCCAAAGGAUCAACUGUUUUCGUCAAUGUUUGGGCCCUCUUGAGAGACGAAGAAUGUCACCCGGACCCUGAUACCUUCAAUCCCGAGCGAUUUCUCAAGGAUGGCAAACUUAAUCCGAAGACUCUUGACUCCAACCCCAAUUUCGGAUUUGGGCGGAGGAUAUGCCCUGGUCGGUUCUUUGCUAUGGACUCUAUUUUGAUCUCUGUCGCGUCGACUCUGUUCUGUUUCGACAUCACUAAAGCGAAGGACGCAGGAGGUCGAGAUAUCGAACCCGAUAUUCGAUACGCUCCUGCAUCAUCAAGACAGGUACUCCCAUUCGAAUGCUCAAUCAAACCCCGUUCUGCCCAGGCCGCGACACUGAUCCUCAAUUCCGAGCUUGUGUGA
This is a messenger RNA of Pleurotus ostreatus (oyster mushroom), 1515 nucleotides long. RefSeq lists its product as uncharacterized. The record is from RefSeq and is a predicted model, not a curated record. The coding region runs from base 1 to 1515 and encodes 504 amino acids. Gene Ontology annotation, molecular function: oxidoreductase activity, acting on paired donors, with incorporation or reduction of molecular oxygen; iron ion binding; monooxygenase activity. The transcript has 12 exons. Lineage: Eukaryota; Fungi; Basidiomycota; Agaricomycetes; Agaricales; Pleurotaceae.